AUGGCAUUCAGUCUUCCAGUCAGAAUUGCCACACCACCAAGUCUCAUCCUUGAUCCCAUCUUCUCUCUCCUGUACGAAGACAAUGAGGCCAGCUUGACCCAUUUCAUCACCAACAAGUCUCCUCUCCCUCUCGGAGGUGUCAUCAACGAUCCAGCUGUCAUGGACUAUCUUUUGAGUCGAGAACCCGGGCCGAAGGUCGAGUACAAGAAUCUCCGUCCAGCACUGGCUGUUUUGCGCCCGUUCUUGUCCGUCUCUCUCUAUGGAAAGAAGCUCAUGGCCUUUUACAAACAACUCCUCCAACUUCAAGGCCGCUGGGCUAUUGCAGCUGCUGAAAUGGUCACCUUCGACGUAUAUGUCAAAUUCUACAUAACCCUCUUCAUCGACCACAGUGACAAGAAGCUCGCAGACCACGUCUUCAAGGUCGUCCCCGGUGCCGCCUACAGCAUUGCAACCUACACUGCUGGCAGCCGGGAACAAUUCAACCUUAUGGUCAAGGCCGAAAAAGAGCGUCUCAUCAAGAAUACCCGUGCCGCCGCCGCAAAGCUCUUCGACUUCAAGGUCUCCAAGGACUUCUUCCAGCAACACGGCAAACUGGUCGCCGCCAUUGAGCACUCGGAGAAGAAACUCAAGGAUUGUCGGGAGAAGACAAUUCGUCGCAAGCGUGAGGCCGCCCACAGAAGAGCAGCUAUGGUCGCAGCCGCCCAAGAGCGCAACGAAGCUGCCCUCCAUAGACAGAUGGGCAUGAGUGGCUUGACGGCACAUGUUCCGCAUGUCGAGGAUUCGGUGGUUGACUGGACUGAAGAAAUCACCAAGGAAUGUUUUUCGUCAAAGGAGAAGCCCGUCUCGGCCUGA
Messenger RNA from Capronia coronata CBS 617.96, 852 nucleotides. RefSeq lists its product as uncharacterized. The coding region runs from base 1 to 852 and encodes 283 amino acids. The record is from RefSeq and is a predicted model, not a curated record. The transcript has a single exon. NCBI's taxonomy places the organism in Eukaryota, Fungi, Ascomycota, Eurotiomycetes, Chaetothyriales, Herpotrichiellaceae.